AUGGCGGAGUUCAAGACAGUGAAAGAGGAUCUCCAGUCCGCGCUGGUUUCAACUGUCAAAUCCGUCAACAAACUCGCGUCCCAAGAUCUCGCCUUCCAAAGAACCGUCAACUCAGACAACGAUGAACGGCUGGAUGCAAACACUACCCGCCUUUUGACGCUUGCGACGCAGCUCCUCAAAGCCGCUCCCCGGCCCAACCGCUUAGCACCGCCAAAGCUCGAAGAGACCGACGAUGUGGACAUGAACUGGCGCCGCAUUGUCGACAUCAUCGAUGCCACUUUCGAACAGGCCGACCUCGCGCUUGACGAGUAUACCGGUCUGGUGAAGCGGAAGGAAGCGCCAACCACCGAACCUGAAAAUCCGAUUCUGACAAAGAAGCCCCACGCCCUCCAGUCCCUAGAGCAUAGCCUUGUCCUGAGUGCUAAUGCGGAAUCGACUAAUGGUUCCGCAGAGUAUAAACACCCUUAUGAAAUCGAAGUCCUCGAAAUGGAGUACCCGGCUCGAGUGUUCGAGGAGGCUGAGCCCGUCAACUUCCGCCCCAUGGAGGAGAGCAAAGCCACGUGGGUAGACACCUACGAAGGAGUGCUGGAAAUGUUGGAGGAGCUCAAGAAAGCCAAGGAAGUGGCCAUCGAUCUAGAGCAUCACGACUAUAGAACAUAUAUCGGACUUACGAGUCUCAUGCAAAUCAGUACUAGAGAGCGUGACUGGAUCGUGGAUACGCUUCAGCCCUGGAGACAUCGACUCGAGAUCCUCAACGAAGUAUUUGCCGAUCCUAAGAUUGUCAAGGUGUUGCAUGGUGCUUUUAUGGACGUGAUAUGGUUACAGCGGGAUCUCGGCCUCUAUCUUGUUGGGUAUUUCGAUACACAUUUCGCGUCCAGGGCGCUGGGCUACCAGCAACACAGCUUGGCUUUUCUACUCAAGAAGUUUGUCAACUUUGAUGCCGACAAAAAGUACCAGCUUGCGGAUUGGCGUGUUAGACCUAUUCCUGAGGAGAUGUUAUUUUAUGCUCGUUCCGAUACCCAUUUUCUCCUAUACAUCUACGACAUGAUGCGCAAUGAGCUAGUUGAAAAGUCUGACCCAAGCUCGCCGGAGACAGACUUGAUUCGAACAGUGCUUGCCAAAUCGCGCGAACAGUCCUUGAGUCGUUUCGAGAACCCUUACUUUGAUGAAAAAACCGGCGGCGGCAGCAAAGGUUGGUAUAAUACCGUUAUGAAACAACCGAAACCCCUCACGGGUGAGCAGUUUGCUGUUUUCCGAGCGGUUUGGAGUUGGAGAGAUGCUGCGGCGCGCCGCAACGAUGAGAGCGCUCUUCACAGCCUCCUACCCCGACAUGCAUGGGUUGCCAAGGCGGAAGCCAAUCAGCUUUGGAAGGUGAUCCAAGAGGCGCAGGCUAAGGGCGCAGAUGGCCCAACAUUGCAGCAGUUCUUGAUUGAGGGCGCGAAGUUAAAGGAUGGAAAGGCCGGAGAUAAAAGAAACGCGAUCCAGGAUCUUGCUUCUCUCAAUAUUCAGGAGGUCGAGGUGGGACGGCUUCCUCGUUCCCAACUUUUCGGGAAGAUGGAGCUGAGCUCUCGCUGGGAGGACGGAGCUUCAUUGGCUAAGGAUAGUGACGAAUAUGUCCCACUGCCAUGGCAGAGGCACUUUACAACUGAGGAAGUGCAUCUUGCGAUCCGAGAGGUGAACAUGGGCAGCAAAGAAGAAACGGCACUCCCAGCUACGAGAGUAGAGCCAGAACCUGAGCCCGAGGAACCCAUGGAGGACAGUGAAUUUACUCUAAAGACCGGUAUGAAGCGGAAGAGGUUGACUGGCGAGGAUGCCGGCACCCCGGCUGCCACAGUUCCUAAGAAGGACACUCAGAUGGGGGCUGCUGUUGCCACCUCUGGGUCCGGUGCUGGGGCUAAUCCCUUGCCCAGAGAUGCUAGCGAGGGCCGAGACGAAGACUCAGAUGAAGAAGGGGAAGCCGAUGCCGAGGAGACUACUGAUGUCAAGGAAGCGGCUCCCGCCCAGGCCAAAGGAAAGAACGCCCGGCAACGGGCUAACCGCAGAUCUAAGCGGGCACGGAAGGCCCAAGCUAAGACUGAUGGAGCUGGGCCGCUGCAGGAGGAGCCCUUCGACUACAGCAAGGCUCAAUCCGUGCUACAUACCAAGCGGUCUACGAUGCAACCUGCUGGUGGACCAGGAGCUAGGGGUAAGGCGGCAUUCGACCCUUACGCGAAGACGGGCGAUGAUGGGCUCAAGGAUGACAUCCCGUAUGCGUCAGAGGCCCACAACUGGACCAUACCGGAGCGCCUGAACCCGGGUUCUUAUGCCAUCCGCAUCGUAAAUUCCUCUCAACCUGCCACAUUCAGCGACUCGCCAAUAUUCACAGUCAUCCACGCCGCUCCGGUCCCCACCGAAGCCCCAGCCCCUCCUUCGUCCUCUCGGAAAGGCCUCACAUCAGAUGAUAUCAUUGGUUUAGCGACCGGCCUCUCGGUUGCUGCUCUUGUCGCCGCCCUAGCGGUAUGGGCCUGGCGGCACUCUAAGAAUCUGACGACGACGACAACUAUAACGGAGCACCAAGGGGCGGUCUCGGAGAAUGGCAGGCUGUUAGAGGGGGCCGUUGCCAUGUCACCCUCUACCAUGGUGGAAACGGGGUCCGCUGCGGGAGAAGAGGGUAUGGCCGAUCUGGACAAGCUGCCGGAGGGAGUCAUUAGUGGGUGGGCACCAGAGGGUAUCCGCGUUGAUCCUAUCGAGCUGCCUGCGGAAGUAUAUAAGCGGUGGAGCGAUGACACCCGAGAACGUGGUCUAGUUGGUAUCGGAGAACGACUGGAACUAAGCGGCAGCCGAGGCAGAGAUGGGACGGGGAACCCGGAGGUCCCUACUGAACCCCAAGCGCUAGGAUCUUCCGAAACACCUGACCGGAUACUCAACGAGUGA
Messenger RNA from Parascedosporium putredinis, 2913 nucleotides. NCBI's taxonomy places the organism in Eukaryota, Fungi, Ascomycota, Sordariomycetes, Microascales, Microascaceae. The record is from the annotation of a GenBank genome assembly.